Conger conger (European conger) is the source of this 2920-nucleotide messenger RNA. RefSeq names its product histone H4-like. Gene Ontology annotation, molecular function: DNA binding; structural constituent of chromatin; protein heterodimerization activity. Gene Ontology annotation, cellular component: nucleosome. NCBI's taxonomy places the organism in Eukaryota, Metazoa, Chordata, Actinopteri, Anguilliformes, Congridae. Bases 15 to 323 code for a protein of 102 amino acids. The record is from RefSeq and is a predicted model, not a curated record. The transcript has 3 exons. Gene Ontology annotation, biological process: nucleosome assembly.
UAUUGGUUAGAAGAAUGUCUGGUCGCGGUAAAGGUGGAAAAGGUCUUGGGAAAGGAGGUGCUAAGCGCCAUCGCAAAGUUCUCCGUGAUAACAUCCAGGGCAUUACUAAGCCAGCGAUUCGUCGUUUGGCUCGCCGUGGAGGCGUAAAGCGUAUAUCCGGUCUCAUCUACGAAGAGACUCGUGGAGUCCUGAAGGUGUUUUUGGAGAAUGUGAUCCGCGAUGCCGUCACCUACACUGAGCACGCCAAGCGAAAGACCGUCACCGCUAUGGAUGUAGUUUAUGCUCUGAAACGUCAGGGUCGCACUCUGUACGGCUUCGGAUGAGCCAGCCCCUGGUCCAGACUCUGGUAAAGGGUCUGCAACAUCUUCCUCCUCAACAUCUUCUGCAACAUCUUCCUCCUCCCAGGCAGUCAGGAGGGGAGGCCUAUGGGUGUACAUGGUCAGGGGCAGAGGUGUGGUGGUGUCUGAAGAGGCGGAGGUCCGGGAGGUGGUCAGGGAGUUCUUUGAGGGCCUUUACAGCGAGAGGCCCUCAGAUGGGGCUCUCAUGGACACCUUCCUGGGCUGCCUGGACAGACGCCUGGAUGUGAGCAGAUGGAACUGGAAUUGAGCAUCGAGGAGCAGGGCUGUGCACUCCCUCAAUUAACACAAAGCUCCAGGUCCUGAUGGUCCAUGAGCGGCGUUUUACCAGGCUUACUGGGAUUUCCUAAAGGAGGACAUAGCGGAAGUGUUCUGGGCUGCAUACGGGGAGGAGCGGUUAGGCGCCUCAGUGAGACAGAGCUCAGUAGCUCUUGUCCCAAACAAGGGGGACCUGAAGGACCUCCGCAACUGGCGGCCGAUCAACCUCCUCUCAGUCGACUAUAGGAUCAUGGCGAAGGCGCUGAUGAGGAGGUUCCAAGGCCUGAUAACAUCGGUGAUCGGACCGGACCAGACCUGCAAUGUGCAGGGUAGGUCCAUAAAUGACAACCUGCUCCUCGUGAGGGAUUUAAUUAUCCACUUUGGGGAGCGGAGGUCCCCCUUGUGCCUUCUCAGCCUCGACCAGGAGAAGGCAUUUGACCGGGUGAGUCACGUGUGCUUGGAGAGAGUGCUGGAGAAAAUGAACAUUCCUGGUCUCCUGCACUAGACAAAAAUUUGUCUGACAGGAAUAAUGGGCAGAGUGGUUGUCAACCAGCAGCCCACUGCCCCAUUUGCAGUCAGGUCUGGUGUCAGGCAGGGGUGCCCUCUAGCAUCUCUUCUGUACAUUGUAAGCCAGUCAUAAGUAACAUUUGGUGUCAUGCACUGGUCAGCUUGCUGACUUCCCCCUCCCGGAGCAUACAUUGUUAGCCCCCACCUUUUGGCACAAAUGCCUGUGGGGGAGAGCUAGAGAAGGGUUCUUAGAGGUGCCUUCUUGGGCCCUGGGGGCCCCCCUUUUCUCACAUUCCUUACAGGUUAGAGCACAGGAAAACUGGAGAUGGCAUAAAGAUGUUUCAUGAUAAUCCCAGGUCAGAAUAUAGUAAUAUUUGGUGUUAUUCUGAUUGGUUCAGUGCAACUGGUGUAAUGGUCUAGUUUUUGUAACAGUCUACCUUUGAUAUCAUAACCAUUCAGGAGCCAAGGGGAAACUGGGCAAAAUCUGUCUCUGUAGAAGCCAUGUGUUUUAGCCCUCUGACCACUGCCUGGUGGGGCUAGCUGUAAAUUACAGAUGGGUGACUCACUUUUAGGGUCAAGAACUAAGGCCUGGAUUUCGGAGAUAAAGAGAAGAAACCAAGUAAUCUGGGGUUGUGUCUUUUUUCCUUUAAUUCACCCAAAUCAGGUUUAUCCAAAAGGUAUAUUACCAUGAGAGGCACAAAUACAUAUUUACAGCAUAAUGCAGUUAUAAUGAAAACUCCCAACUACAGCAUUCAUAGAUAUGAUGGAGCAGCCUGUAGCAUAGUGGUUAAGGUCAGGAAGGGCUGCCAUUUGUGAGGGGCCUGAGAGACCUGUUGGGGAGUUUCAGGCAAAGAUAAGAGAAAAGAUGUAUGAGUGGUCCAAGGGCAGUUGGGUCAUGGGAAAAGAAUCCUCCAGGACAUUGGUGACCCCCCUGUGACCCCAUACCUGGUCACUUCCAAGAGGGAAGGCUCCGGACAAUGCCACAGUGCCCUCAUUUGGGCACUGCUGCCAUUACACCGGUGACUGCUCUCCUAGAUUAAAUAUUCAAAACUGCUAUUAAGAUAGUAAAUAGACCCGGUAAAACCUUGAAAACAUUGUCCAUGUGAUCCAUGUAUCAUUCCAUUAAGUCUUAUGUAAUGGUAACAGGAAUUGCAUGUAAAAUGGAUAAUCAGGAGGGAAGUUUCAUGAUAACUGCAACAUAAUAAAACAUAAGGGUAAUCUGUUUGGUAUGGAUGUGAUCUGGUAAAAUCAAGGAAUCGGAUGAGAUACAUUUCAUACCAAAUGGAGUUUAAUAAACCAUAGUUUCAGUAACUCAAGGGAAAACCUACAUGUCCUCUCCUGGUAAUCAUCUCAUUUUCCCUACUUAACAACCCCCAAGGGUGGGGGUCUAAAUUCCAGAUUUGACCACCCCUCCAGGUUGAUUUAUGGCACUGCCGCCUGGUUCCAAAUGUAUGAUUUGGCAUAAAAGCAAGGGAGACAGACCAAUCUGGGAAGAUCGUAUUUGACUUCCCACACAGCAGAUUGUAUGUGUAUGUAAGUAUCAGGAAGGUCGUAUUCGACCUCCCACACAACAUGUCUUGUGUAUGUAUGUAUGUAUGUGUGUAUGUGUAGCAGCGGAAGACCGUAUUCGACUUUCCACACAACAUAUUCUAUACUCUGUGUUUGUGUGUAGUCCAAGCAGGCUAGGUAUGAUUAUUUACUCUAUCUCUAUUCUUAAUUUGUGUAUUUUGUAAUUGAUUGUGAUAUUCUAAAGCUAAUAACCUACCUGUCUGCGAAUAAACUAUUUUGUUUGUAACUUG